GGAUAAAGGACUCUGUGUCUCCUUUGUCUCCCCAGGGGAGCAGCAGCAUGGCCAGCGUGCUGUCCCGGCGCCUUGGUAAGCGGUCCCUCCUAGGAGCCCGAGUGUUGGGACCCAGUGCCUCAGAUGGGCCAUCAGGGGCUGCCCUGCCCUCGGAGCUGCAGGUGGAGCUGCUGGACGGUGCCGCUCCCCAGCCCUUCCUCGCCUCUAAGGACCCUCCCUGCCAAGAGCAGCCCAAGGAGGUCCUCAAGGCUCCCGGCACCUCAGGCCUCCAACAGGUGGUCUUCCAGCCUGGGCAGAAGGUUUACGUGUGGUAUGGGGGUCAAGAGUGCGCAGGGCUGGUGGAGCAACACAGCUGGGCAGAGGACAAGGUGACCGUCUGGCUGUUGGACCAGAAGCUGCAGAUCUGCUGCAGGGCAGAGGAAGCGUGGCUGGCAGGGCUGCAGGGCCCCGGCCCACAGGCACCACCCCUGGAGCCCGGAGCCCAGGCGCCGGCCUACAGGCCUGUCUCCAGGAACAUUGACGUCCCAAAGAGGAAGUCGGACGCGGUGGAAAUGGACGAGAUGAUGGCCGCCAUGGUGCUGACGUCCCUGUCCUGCAGCCCCAUCGUGCAGAGUCCUCCUGGGGCCGAGGCCAACUUCUCUGCUUCCCGUGGGGCCUGCGACCCGUGGAGGGAGGGUGGCGACGUGUCGGACAGUGGCAGCAGCACCACCAGCGGGCACUGGAGCGGGGGCAGCGGCAUCUCCACGCCUUCGCCCCCCCACCCCCAGGCCAGCCCCAAGUAUUUGGGGGACGCCUUUGGUUCUCCCCAGACUGAUCACGGCUUUGAGACUGAUCCUGACCCUUUCCUGUUGGAUGAACCAGCCCCACGGAAGAGGAGGAACUCCGUGAAGGUGAUGUACAAGUGCCUGUGGCCAAGCUGUGGCAAAGUCCUUCGCUCCAUCGUGGGCAUCAAACGACAUGUGAAAGCCCUCCACCUGGGGGACACUGUGGACUCUGACCAGUUCAAGCGGGAGGAGGACUUCUACUACACAGAGGUGCAGAUGAAGGAGGAAUCUGCUGCUGCCACCGUGGGCAUCUCUGCCCCCAGGACUCCCACUGCUGAGCCACCUCCCACCCCCAGUGUGACCAGCCUGCCCCCGGCCACUCUUCCACCAGCUCCGCCCAAAGCCCAGUCCUCCGGCCCGGAGCACCCUGGCCUGGAGUCCUCCCUGCCCUCGGGUGCUCUCAGCAAGUCGGCUCCUGGCUCCUUCUGGCACAUUCAGGCUGACCAUGCCUACCAGGCGCUGCCGUCCUUUCAGAUCCCCGUCUCUCCGCACAUCUACACCAGUGUCAGCUGGGCUGCCACCCCCUCUGCCGCCUGCUCCCUCUCUACGGUCCGGAGCCGGUCGCUCAGCUUCAGUGAGCCCCCACAGCCACCACCUGCAGUGAAAUCUCACCUGAUCGUCACGUCUCCCCCUCGGGCCCAGAGCAGCGCCAGGAAAGCCCGUGGGGAGGCCAAGAAGUGCCGCAAGGUGUAUGGCAUCGAGCACCGGGACCAGUGGUGCACGGCCUGCCGCUGGAAGAAAGCCUGCCAGCGGUUCCUGGACUGAGCCCACUGCUGACACCAGAAAGAUAGAGUGCAGGAGUGUGGGGUGUGGGCUCUGCUGGCUAAAGUGUAACACUCGAAACGUUUUUCCCCUUAUAAGAGGGAAUGUUUUAUUUUUUAAAAGAAAUGAAAAAAUUUUUUUUCCCCUAAAGUAGGAGAGAGCCAAAACUGACCAAGGGUAUUCUGCAGCGAACCGGAGACCAAAGAAUGAAUGACCGUCCCUUCCCCACGCCCCCGUCUCCAGGGGAUCAGCUUGUUCCUAUCAAGAAGGAACAGCCCAUGCUCUUUCCUGCUGAGUUGGUGAAUUCUUUGCUCUCUCAACUCUUCUAGAAAGGACUGUGAGCAAGAUUUUUCUUUACUUUUCUUUAAAAAAGACCCAAGUUUCUGGCUGUUGGCUGACUCAGAGCAGGACUGCCUGGAUGGGGCGGGAGGCGGGGGGGUCUGUGCGCUUUUCAGGUGGGGCCCCACUUCCCCGUCCAGGCAGCUUCUACGGAAGUAAAAGGAAAACCCCUUCUUGGUGACAGCUGUUUGAAUCUGGGUUCCCUCCAACGUUGGGUUGCAUCCCAACAAAUCUUAUAUGGCUUCUUUUCAAAGCUCAGACUAACAGAUUUUUAAAGACUGUCCCCAAAUAGCCAAAAGGCUACUAAGAAUUCACUUUUUGAAAUGUGGCAGUUAAACACUACCUUGAUCAUUCUUUCCUCUUUCCUUGAGGAACUACUGGAGGGUUUCAGUAUCUGAGGAAACCCUCUUCUUACCUGAAGAAACUCCCUCCAGACAUCUCCUCCUCCAGUUAUGGAAAGGACCUCCUAAAACACUUUGUUUUCUUUUAUGUGUAUCCGGAAGGCUUUACGGAUUAAAGCUUCCCUUACUUGGGUGGCCCUGAGACCCUGGAGGCUCCUUUUUGUCUCUGGGCUUCUCCAAGGGUUUCCCUCGGAGAGGGUCCUUGUGGGCGUGCGAUUCACAUGGAGGACACCUUGUGAGGAAGACGCUGGUGUUUCUGGAGACCACAGGAAUUUAGGGGAGACUGGGCUGUGCUGAGGUUAAUAAGCAAAGCUGUUCUUGUUGAGAAGGAGGGAGAUCUAAGAGCUACGCACCCUGCCCGCUGGUGAUGCGUGAAGACUGAGCAAACCAGCCUGACAGCACAGCACGUUUCUGUGGUGGAGUCCCCUUCCUCUAAGUGUCACUUGUGUGGGGAUUCCUCAGGGCCUUGAAUGUG
This is a messenger RNA of Galeopterus variegatus (Sunda flying lemur), 2801 nucleotides long. It is a transcript of the gene ZNF395, whose product is annotated as zinc finger protein 395. Lineage: Eukaryota; Metazoa; Chordata; Mammalia; Dermoptera; Cynocephalidae. Gene Ontology annotation, molecular function: RNA polymerase II cis-regulatory region sequence-specific DNA binding; DNA-binding transcription factor activity. Gene Ontology annotation, biological process: regulation of transcription by RNA polymerase II. The transcript has 9 exons. The record is from RefSeq and is a predicted model, not a curated record. Bases 48 to 1589 code for a protein of 513 amino acids. Gene Ontology annotation, cellular component: nucleus.